Dracunculus medinensis (Guinea worm) is the source of this 372-nucleotide messenger RNA. The record is from the annotation of a GenBank genome assembly. Lineage: Eukaryota; Metazoa; Nematoda; Chromadorea; Rhabditida; Dracunculidae.
AUGAACGCUUCGAGCUCUUAUCGAUAUACUUUACUUCCUGAUUCAACUAUAUCAGCUGAACAGUUCGUUAGUGAUACUCUUCAAAAACAGCAGCUUAUAAUGAGGGAUCAAGAUAAAGAUCUCGAGAAGGUGGGCAAUUCAGUUCAUACGUUAAAGAACAUUAGUUAUCAAAUUGGGCGAGAAUUGGAGGAACAAGCCAUUGUUCUUGACGAAUUGGGAACAGAAAUGGAUCGGGCGGGAACAAAAAUUGAUGGAGUCAUGAAAAAAAUAGCUCGUAUAACAAAUUUGAAUGAUGAUAAAAGGCAGUGGACAGCAAUCUUUAUUCUUUCUGUUAUACUGUUUUUUAUAAUAAUUUUAUUUAUUAUUUUGUAG